Panicum virgatum (switchgrass) is the source of this 1829-nucleotide messenger RNA. RefSeq lists its product as uncharacterized. The transcript is spliced from 2 exons. Lineage: Eukaryota; Viridiplantae; Streptophyta; Magnoliopsida; Poales; Poaceae. Bases 5 to 1051 code for a protein of 348 amino acids. The record is from RefSeq and is a predicted model, not a curated record.
GCACAUGGUCUUUAUUGACCUCGAGAAGACGUAUGACAAAGUACCGAGAAAUGUCAUGUGGUGGGCCUUGGAGAAUCACAAAGUCCCAACUAAGUACAUUACCCUCAUCAAGGAUAUGUUCAAGAAUGCGAUGACGUUUAUCCGGACAUGUGGUGACGACACCACUGACUUUCCUAUUAACAUAGGCCUACAUCAGGGGUCGGCAUUGAGCCCUUAUUUAUUUGCUUUGGUGAUGGAUGAGGUCACAAGGGACAUACAAGGUGAUAUCCCUUGGUGUAUGCUAUUUGCUGAUGAUGUGGUGCUAGUGGACGAGAGUAGAGCAGGGGUAAAUAGGAAGUUGGAGCUGUUGAGACGCACGUUAGAGUCAAAAGGGUUCAGACUUAGUAGGACCAAGACCGAGUACAUGAUGUGCGAUUUCAACACAUCUAGGCAUGAGGGUGGUGACGUUAGUCUCGAUGGGCAAGUGGUGGUCCAUAAAGACAUUUUUUGGUAUUUAGGUUCGAUGCUACAAAAGGAUGGCGACAUUGAUGAAGAUGUUAGGCAUAGAAUCUUAGCUGGCUGGUUGAAUUGGCGUCAAGCUUUUGGUGUCCUCUGUGACAGGAGGGUGUCACAAAAGCUAAAAGGUAAGUUCUAUAGGACAGCGAUUUGCCCUGCGAUGUUAUACGGUGCUGAAUGUUGGCCUACAAAAAGGCGACAUGUCCAGCAACUGAGUGUAGCAGAGAUGCGGAUGUUACGGUGGUUUUGCGGGCACACAAGGAGGGAUAGAGUCCGGAACGAAGCUAUUCGGAAAAAAGUAGGGGUGGCACCAAUUGAGGAGAAACUUAUCCAACAUCGGUUGAGAUGGUUUGGACAUGUCCAACGGAGGCCUCCGGAGGCGCCGAUGCGUAGUGGGGUGCUAAAGCGUGUUGAUAAGGUAAAGAGGGGUAGAGGUAGACCUAGACUAACUUGGGACGAGUCGGUUAAGAGAGACCUUAAAGAUUGUGAUAUCUCUGAGGAGUUAGCUUUGGAUAGGAGUGCUUGGAGACUAGCUAUCAACGUGCCUGAACCAUGACCUUUGUGUCUUUUGGGUUUCAUCUCUAGCCUACCUCAACUCGCUUGGGACAAAAGGCUAUGUUGUUGUUGUCGUCGUCUAUCCAUCGUACUAUCUCUAUUGGCUAUUGCUAUCAAGGGGUGACUCAGUAGUAGGUUCAGAAAAUAAUGGUCCAGUAGCAAUUUUCUUCUUGUGUUAACUUUUCAUAUGUUGUUGGUCUUCCUACUAAAAAAUGUUGGUCCAAAAACGAGUCAAAUCCAGUAGUACAGUAUAUUCUGCUUAAAUUGGAAGAUUAUUUUAGUCUGCAAUUUUUUUAUGUCAGAAAAUGCAAUUGAUUGAACUGAGUGAGACUUGUCCUCUAAGUUUGAUUGUCAGGUGGUGUAUUUAAGGCUAGGCUGGAUUCAGUUCUGUUUCAGUUUAUUUUCUAACCUAACUACUGAAUUUGGCUUUUGUAUUUGUUAAAUUUUUUCUCAUUGUUAUUACAGAUAUUCAAAUUAACAUGGUCAUUCCAUUCAAUAUUUUUUUACUUACAUAAGUAUAUAAUCUAUGUCCAUAUAAGGUAUAAUUUUAGUAGAUUCAUUUCAACUGAGUUGCAUCACUCCCCGUGCCCGCAAUGAUUGAUGCAAUGCAUCACGACUCGUGACAUCCUGGAACUUAUUGUGUCACUUGUGAGAAGUGCCAUUACUUGACUUUUCUUAUUUUCCCUUUCAAGAUUCAUUUUGCAUGCUUACUCAAAGCAACUGUGCCUCACAUUUGUAAUUGAAUACAUUUUACAUGGGGUCUGACAUAGCUAGCGGCA